GUCUAUGCAAUCAUUGUCCCCAACAUUACAUCACGUGUUGCGAAACAUCUGAUCCACUCCUUCAUGACGAUGUCGGCCACCAAUGCCUUCUUCCUCACUCUCGUCCGACACGGCCAAACAGUGGCCAAUCGCGUGAAGAUAAUUCAGGGUCAGAGCGACACCAAACUCAGUGAUAUAGGGGUCAAACAGGCGGCACAGUUGGCUCAGCACUUGGAUUGCACCCAAUUUGACAUCAUCUUCGCCAGUGAUUUGAGCCGAGCCUUGGAUACGGCGAAGAUUGUGGUCAAGAGUAAUGAUCGCAUCCAAACAGAUGUUCGACUUCGAGAGCGAAGUUUCGGUGUAAUAGAGGGACAGUCUCUCGAUGUACUUAAGGCCGAAGCGACCAAACAUGGCUUCCCUGCCAACAAAUUGUCUCAAUUUACUCCGGAAGGCGGCGAAACUCCUCAACAGGUGACCGACAGAGUGGUCGACUUCUUGAACAACCAUUUGUUGAAAUUGGUGUCAAACGAGUCGCGAGUAUUAAUCGUAAGCCACGGAGGAGUGACGCGAGAGAUCAUGAGAUUCAUUCACAAUGGACUCAAAUGUGACUUCAAGGGACAGACGCCUAACAUAAUCACUCCA
This is a messenger RNA of Oppiella nova, 621 nucleotides long. NCBI's taxonomy places the organism in Eukaryota, Metazoa, Arthropoda, Arachnida, Sarcoptiformes, Oppiidae. The record is from the annotation of a GenBank genome assembly.